Molecule: messenger RNA, 7272 nt
Organism: Belonocnema kinseyi
Lineage: Eukaryota; Metazoa; Arthropoda; Insecta; Hymenoptera; Cynipidae
Exons: 12
Coding region: 1-6291 (2096 amino acids)
Cellular component (GO): endoplasmic reticulum
Source: RefSeq, a predicted model, not a curated record
AUGCAGUGCAGAAUCAUGCCUGUGGGCAAAAACUCUGAAAUCAGUUAUAGAGUUAAAUGUGUUUCUGUGGAAAAUGAACGUGUUUUUGGGGAUUUCUUUGUCACCCAGCAGACUCAAAAUUCAGAAUAUUGUGCGGAUUAUUUUUCCCCUGCUAGUAAGGCGAAGAAAUUUAAUUUGACGAGGAAGACUUUAGAGAGUCCGGAUUUUAUGAAAAUGAAUAGCAAACCUGUGAGUCGGCGAAGAAGUACUAUUAGUCAUCGUUCGGAACAGAUUCCAAAAAAUUAUCAAAGAUCGAAAUCUGUCGGAGAUGACGUUUUAGGAGGAAUUGAAAUCGAGGAUUUGAAAAUUGAAGAAGUCAAGAAGCAGAAGAUAUAUCCGGAACCUUUGAAAAACAUAGAAACGAAAAAGCCGGAAGAGGCAGUAUCAACUUUAGUGGACAAACUUCUUUCGGACAUUUAUGGAAUUCCAUUCAGUGAUAGGGGAAGAUCUGAUAGUGAUUCAUCCACUUCUUCCAGGGCAAAUGCUCGACCUUAUAAUUUGCAGAAAACUCGCCUUUCACUUAAAAGUGUAGAAGAACUUUAUGUCGUACUUAAAACUUUAAAAGAACACGUUAGCCAUGCAGGUGGACUUCUGAUUCGCCAGCUGCGUCGCCGGGAUUACCUUAUAGCAAAACGUGAUAAACAAUGUGAUGUUAUCACCGCACAUCUUCAAGCUCAUAGCAAGAAAACGAGUGAAGAUACGAGAAUGAGAUUUAGUUUGGCACCCCAAGCAGGAGAAAGUGGUUUUACGCAAUGGCUGGAUGCUAUGAAAAUGGUGGCCAAAUUACCGGGAGGAAUUCCAGCGGAGUUUCGAAGCACGCUGUGGAUAACACUGGCAGAAAGACAUUUAGAUCAGCGCAGAGUGGAUUGGAAGCAAGCGGAAAAAGUUUGUUUCAACGAGUGGAGUAAUCCAGAUGACGAAGAACUGGGUACUCAAAUUGUCAAGGAUCUCCAUAGAACUGGAUGCAGCUUAUUCUGCGGAGCAGCCGGUCGAGAUAAUCAGGCUGUUCUUCGUCGAGUAUUACUUGGCUUUGCACGUUGGAACAAGUCCGUGGGCUACUGCCAGGGUUUAAAUGUUCUGGCAGCAUUGAUUCUUCAAGUAGUCGAUCGUGCAGAGUCUUCUGCUGUUAAGGUGAUGAUCCACUUGAUAGAAGGUGUCUUGCCAGAGGGAUAUUUUGCUGAUAAUUUACGAGGACUUUCGGUCGAUAUGGCAGUAUUUCGUGACCUUUUGCGAAUGAGACUACCCAGGUUAUCUAAGCAUCUUGAGACUCUACAAAGCCAAACCAAGGACAAAGCUACAGGCAGUAGUUACGAACCACCACUGACAAAUGUAUUUACAAUGCAAUGGUUCCUCACGCUUUUCUGCCACUGUUUACCUCAAGAGGCAGUACUGCGAGUCUGGGAUCUUAUUUUUCUCGAGGGUGAUGAAGUUCUUCUGAGGACUGCCUUAGCAAUUUGGGAAGGUAUCUCUGAACGAAUAAUGACCGUCAAAUCAGCAGACGAGUUCUAUAGCAUAAUGGGAGUACUGACGCGAGAAAUGCUCGAGUUCACGGACACUAACAAUCUUAUAAAGAAUAUCGUCAGCAUGGGGCCUUUGUAUGGAGUCACGAGCCUAAGGGAAAAACAUCGAUACAACAUUACACCUUGGACUCGCAGAUUAAGUGAGGACGAGGAAGACAGCGAAACUGAAGAGGAUGAGAGGUUGGCAGUAGCCGCAGCAGCAGCUAUUUUUAGUAUGCCACACAGGAAAAAAGAUCGCACAUCUUCGGCUUUAGGAGCUUUGCAGACUCUUGGCAGUGACCGGGAUAGACUGGCUUUGGAUAUAACUACGCUGAAGCAGCAAUAUGCAAAACUACGAGAGCGUCAACGUCAGGCUCACAUAAUACUUUCUGCUGCUUGUGCAAGACAAACGAUGGUACCACCUCCAACCUCAGCCAUGAAUCAUCUGCUUGUUGGUAAAAGUGCUUUAGUCAGUGGAAGAAGUCGUCAGAUUGCUCCAUCUCCUAUAACUGCUACUUCAAAAGUAAAAUCUCUGAGCCGCUUGAGUCCGAGAAGUCAAAGUAGAAAAGAGAGACAGGCUGUUACUUUGCAUUGGAAGGAUAUGAAAAAACGCAAGGAUGGCAAAGAAAUUUCUGAUGAUGAAGGAGGACAGGUUAGCACGUUAGUACAUUCACCCGAAACAAUCUCUGUCACAAUGACAUCACAAAGACGCAGCAGUGCUGACAGCGACAGUGACAGCACAUCAACAGAACUUUGUGAUGAACCCGAUCGUCUCAGCGAUUUAGACAGUGAAGAAGCAACUUCCACCUCGGACUUUUACGCCAUGGUAACGGAUGACGAAAAAAGUCCUCGAAUUGGAAGUUCUCCAAUUGCAGGUCAAACUCCAGCUAGAAUUCAGCCGGAAGUGAGAAAUGAGUUCGCGAGUGUUCGUGUCAUUGAUAUUCCUCUGGAUAGUCUAGAGAAAACUGAUGAGCAAUUAGAUGUCGAGGAGACAUCGAUCGCCGAAAUAACUGAUCAGAUUCGAAGACUAUCCGCUGGUGAUAACGAUGUUCUAAUGUCCAAAGUGCUAUGUGAUCGUGAAAGUGAAAAAAUAUUUCCAGAGGAUUCCAAAAGUGUCUCCCUUGAAGAAUUCAAAGGCUCCUUCGAGUCCUUAGGUACCUGUCCUUUUUUAGGGAAUAGUUGUAGAGUAGGAGAGACCGAUCUUGACUCAAAUGUAAAUGAAAGCGAAGUUGACCUUGAGGAGAAAUAUCAGUACAGGGAAAUUAGGGUUGAUGAGAAUGCAGUUAGUAUAAACAAUGACCGAACUAUUGCGGAUUUUAAUUAUGAUUACAAAAGUUUUGAUAUUUCCUUUCGUCCGGAUAUCAUUAAUUCUGAUGAGAGUACCUUAAAUCACCAAAUCUCUGGAAGGAGUUAUAUAGAAGGACAUUUGCCAAUUUCACCCAGCGUCACUGGCCAGGAAUCAGGAAAGAUUUCCUUCGAUACAGAAUCCAGGAGUCAGCCUAAAGAGUCUAAUGGUUGGUUUCAUAAUUUGGAUUACUCCUACCAGAAAACAGUCGUGGAAAAGAAAAACAGUCCAAAGACACCAGAAUCCAUCAGUUCUGGAGAAACGAUGGGACCUGAUUCCAAGCCCUCUAGUUUAACAGUGAGUCCACGAACACCUUUGAGAUCAGAGGCAAGGGAUUUGACACUCGACAAAUCAAGUUGUUCCUCUGUAAGCUCUAAUUCAAAAACCUUGACUCUCCAGUCUGUUGAUAAUGAUAUGAUAUACGCGAGAGCAAAUCUCGAGCCAAAAAUUCCUUCCACUGAUAAAUCUUGUCCCUCGACUCCAAUUAGUGUGGAUUCUCUAAAGGCAAAGUCAGAUUUUAGUAGUCCAAAGCUUGUGGUGAGUAGCUCUAGUGAAUCUUGUAGUCCCAGCAAAUUUAAGUCUUCCGAAAUCUCGUUCAGUUCGGACCUUCAGUCGCCGAUAAGUGCCAAUUCUAUAAAGUUCACUUCAAACUAUAAAGAUAACAGUGAUCUUUCUGAAACCUCGCCGAUUGAAUUAACAUCAAUUACCUCUCCCUUUUAUCCGAUCGCCCACCCUAAUCAAAAAACACCUUCUCCAUAUGAUGCCCUUUCGAAACAAAAAGCAGACAGCACUGGAGUUUCACCUAACCACAGGUACUCAACACCUCGAGAUUUAUUUAAAUCCGAUUAUUCAUUUAGCGAAAGUAAAAGCAAACCCAUAGAAAUAUUUUCCUCGGAAUAUCAAACAUAUGAAUCAGAUUCCAGUUACAAAUACAAUAUUGAUCCUGAUCUGGGUCCUAAGAUCAGUGGAAGUGCCUUCCACUCCUAUCAGAAAGGGGGCACACUCUCAGCACUACCCCGGGAAAAUGAACUCAAUCGUUUAAGUGCCGAAAAUAACUCUUGUGGAAGAACAGAUUACACAAGGCCCUUCGAAAGAAGCUGUAGUAGCUUGGAUAAGAAAUUCUUAGACCUGGUUUCUCCUGGUUCCAAUGAGGAGCUAGCUUCUUCAGUAAAGAAAAGAUCAAGCGAUAUUCUUGAAGAUUUGAAGCAUCUAGAAUCUAAAAGUGAUGGUACAUCAGAUACGAAUAUGCUGACUAAGAAAACAGGGUACAUUUGGGAAGAUGUUCAGGAUUUAGAAGCAAGAAGGCAGGAUACCUUUAGCGACUCGGCGAGUGGGUUCUCCAAACGUCAAAUAGAUAUUCCUGGCAUCAGUAUAUCCAAUGAGAAUAGAAAAACCUACAUAGUUGAACCCAAAAUCAACAUAGACGAAAGCAGUGACAGUAUAUUAAAGAAGGUGAGUCAGAAUAGUCAUAGGAAAGAUUCUGAUGACGACAGGGAUUCAAAACUGGGUGUAUGGACGAAAGUCAAACCUAGGAAGAUAGGUGACAGUGGACGCAGGAGUAGUAGUGACAGGGCUCUUAAAAUUAUUCAAGAAAAUUCAGCAAUUCUCCAAAAAAUUCUAACUUGCCAAGCUAAGAAGCGUUUACCUGACCUGGAAGAAAUAUCGAAAGAAAUCACGAUAAGUCCAAUAAAUGAAGAAAUCUCCAAGAUAUUCAGUCCCAUUUUAGAGAAGAUGGGCUUGAGUGAACACGAGAUCAACGAAGAACUAGCGAGGAUCAAUAAUUACAAGGACAUGGAUCACAUGACCUCAAGUACUUCUGAAUUUAAUGCCAAAAUGAAUGAUGAACUCUGCAAGUUUUCCUUAAUUGGCGACGAUGAGUAUGUUGAUCCGAACGAUUUUGAUGAGAUAAUCUCUCAGGAUUACCUCAAGACUAGAGAUGCCUGUAUUGAUCGUCAAAUCAACGAAGAACUUUCGAAACUUUUAUUAAAUUACGAAGGAGACUCCCCAGCCCCUGUGAGCAGAUUCAAACAAGAUUUGGAUCAAAAUAUCGACAUAUAUAAAUACAAACCAACCAACCAACCCCUGAAACCAAAUGGGUCUAUUUCUAUUCCGGAAAAAGUCCUUCAUUCAGAAAAAUACAGCCCGUAUGAAGAUCCAAUCUUACCUAGUCUAACACCGUCCUACCAAUCGACAACUUAUUCCACAACAAAGUACAUACAUUCGAAAUUCACACCAAAAAGUGAUAUUGACAUCUACAGAGAGCUGGAGAAACUGGAUCAGAUAUCUUCUGUUAAUGUUUUGUCAACUGCUUCAAACGAAAUUCCUGAGGCGAAUAAAGCAUCUGUUCCCUAUAUUCCCCAUAUUCCAGAAACUUCACCUUAUUCUGAAGUGAGAAUUUCUAACUUGGACUACUCCAUCCAGGCAGAGAAGCCUUUUAAUACUUCUCCUCAAAAGAGCCCUUAUGAUACUUACAAACCCUAUGAUUUCAAGUCCAGCAUAUCACCCAGGAAGACACCUAAUAGUCCUUACUCGGCACGAAGCUAUGAAAAAUCUUAUGCUGAUUCCAGUUUUGAUCUCAGCAACCAGAAGACUUUUGAUUUUGAUUUUGGUCACAAGAAGGUCCUCUCGAAGGAAACUUUGGAAUUUAGAGUUCGCUAUGACGAUGAGCCGAAGCCUAUCCGAGAAGUGGAUUUGACUCUCUCUCCAUUUCCAACCGACUUGGCUAAUCUAGAUAAGGGUUUAUCUUAUUAUACCGAUAAGUCACUGACUCCUACAAGCAGCAUUCAACCAAUGAAGUAUACAAAAAAUGAUGAAAAGUUUUUGACUUCGACUGCUCUUUCUCCUCUGGAGUACAAAUACGACAGAUCAGAUCAUUAUGUCCACAGAAAGUACGAGUCGAUUUCUCCGAAGAAUUAUGAAAAUUCCCAGACGGAUUUUGAUAGACAACCUUAUAAAUUAACAAACAUGGUACCCGGAACGGAAUCUUAUUCUUAUUUCAUGACAGAGCAAAUGAGAGAAUCUCAUUUAUCAUCUACAACUAAUCAGUUUGCGGAUCAUAAGUUUGCUCAAUCAACGAAUCCUUUUUUGGCACAGUUGGCUCCAGGUUUGGAAGAAGCUUCGAAAAGGCCCGUUUCCCAUCCGGAGUUUCCAGAUAAGUUAAAUAUGACAAAAUACUGCGAUUUGUCCUCAAUUGAAUCAGCCAAUCAUAGGAAAUCAUCUCUGAGUCUAGGGAAUAUUGGCCAUGUUAAUAGGCCAGCUGGCGUAGGCUUUGAUGGUGGUCUGAGUCCCAAGUCGAAUUUUAGUCCUUUUCCUGUGAGAAAUGCUCCAAGGAAGCCCAGAGAGUUAGGGUUAAAGUUGGGCCUUUAUUCACCUACGAGUCCUGGAAAAAGUGAAGGAAAAAAAUCCUAGUAUUCGACGAUCAGGGAAGCUGACUGAUGGUUUUGAUUGCCACUAAAAAUAGCAGAAGUUCUCUGAUCUCUACUUGUCUAUGAAAAGAUAUUCGAAGUUAUGGCAAAUAUGUUUUGUUUUUAUGAAAGAUUGGCUUUUGGAAAAUAUUCUAGGGGUGUUAAUUACCUGAUAUUAAUUAAUGCCUGAUAAGCAAAAUGUUUAAAUUGGGAACUUUUUAAACGAGAUAAUAUAAAAUUAAGAGGUUGAAGAUGAAAGUAUUCAUACCAAUUCCACAAAUAAAAAUUAAAGUAACUCCAGUUUUUAAAUCGAAACUCCUAAAGCCUAAGUAAUUUGAACUGUAAAGUGUUAAUAGAAUUUUUUUGAUUUAAAACUCCAAAUUUCUGCAAUCCCUUAGAAUAAGCCUGGUUAAAAAUGAAUUGAAUUGAUCAUAAAGAGAAUUAAAAAUUUGUUUAUAAGUAGAUUAGAGAAUAUAGAUUGUUAAGUAAAUUAAAAUUUAACUCAUAAGUCGAGUUUGAAUAUUUUCUUCACUUUGUACAAAUAAUGAUAAAUUCUAAAAUUAUAUGGAAAAUAAAAUUGUAACCACGAAUCUUUGUUCAGAGAAUUUAAACUUCUCCUCUAAUGAGAUCUAUGGAUAAAUGAUUGAAGAUAGCCUAAGUUUUUAGGGAAAACCACCCCACAGUAAAUAAUUAAUAAUUGAAAAUACUAAUUUAUGUCAAAUAAUUGUUAAGACACCGUAUGUGUUAAUUAGGGUGGCCCAAAAAUGCAUUCCAAUUUUUUUUCACUUUAUAGGACAAGAAACUCCCCUCCCCCAAAAAGUGUCAAUUUCCGGAGGAAAAAAUCUAUACUUUUUUUUUUUGAAAUUUAAAUAUAAACAAAAUUCAAAUAGUAACUGGGCACUUCAAAAUGCCAUUUGAUUAACAUGGGGUAAUUUUUGAUUUUUUAAAAAUUGAACUCAUGUUCCAGGGUUUCAUCGAAACGUGC